Messenger RNA from Ectocarpus sp. CCAP 1310/34, 1959 nucleotides. Lineage: Eukaryota; Phaeophyceae; Ectocarpales; Ectocarpaceae. The record is from the annotation of a GenBank genome assembly.
AUGGCUACCGUUGCAGACAGAAAGUUCGCGGCGGCGCAGAAAGCAGCUACCGUCAUGUGCUCCGUGGCCGUGCUGCUAUUCACGGUCUCCUUCUUUCGGCCGUCUCAUGCUAGGCACGGUUCCUCCAAGGGCUUUGGCCUAGUCGGUGGCGUGUUCAUGGCCCUAUUCACAUUCUUCCAGAUGGUGUCAAUUCUGUUCCUCGUCAAGAGCAUCCAAGAAUACAACCGCUAUGGUGGCGGUGCCUUUGAGGCCAAAACCGGGGACACCUAUGGCUUGGGCAUGACCGCUUUCGUGUUUGGCCUCAUCCAAGUCAUCAUCGUCCUGGGCUUCUUCGGUCAGGCCGCGAAUGGCCCCCUGUUGUCCUGCACCCGGCGAAUUUCGGCCCCGGACGACAUGGGUGCUGGUUCUGCCACUCCUACCCCUCGAGGCCGCCACUAGAUGUUUAACGAGGACGGCGUGCAGGAUAUCCAGGCCAUGCUGACCGUUGGCGUGUGACGUAACCAAGCAUGAAGUUACCUUUUCGAGUGUGGAGGGAGUGUACAUGCAUCAAUAUGCCGACGAUGCUUGUUUUACAUAUUGCUUGUCUCCUCAACCACGCUGAAUAUUCUAGCCCGCCACAAUAUGGCGAGUGUACCAUGCGAAGGACGGGUCGAAGGGAACGCGUAAGCGCAGCAUUAAUUGUUGUGUUACGUUGAUCCCCUGGUACUGACGACGGAAGGGGGAUGCGCUGGACUGGCGGAACAUACCCACGCUUUAUGUUGAAAUUCUUCCCAGAUAACGUGUACUUCAAGAGCAUGGAUAGCCCGCUGAAUUGGCGAUUGGACCUACUUCGUAUUUCGGUUUGGAACGGGUCUUCCAAGCCUACAAACGAUUAGGCUCGUACACGAACUGUACACGUGUUGCAAGAGAAAUGUAAACAACAAUAGAAAGUGUAGAUCAGGGCCGGCAAAAAGUUGUCCCGCCCGUUGUGAAGCUCAAGUGCGUGUGUGGGCAAAGUUCCCCUCUGUUUCCUAUUGAUUGGCGUCGCCGCGGAAUACUAGGUUGUCUUGUAGUUCAGAAAAACGGCAAGUUCGCGCACGUCUCUGCGUGCAGAAGUGUCCGCGCACACAAUGAGACGUAGCGCGCGCGGGCGUGAGGGUGUGCACGUGGAGUGGGUGAUUUGUGCCUGGUGCUAAGCGCUAAUAGCUAUUUUUUAUUGGCCGAACAUGGCCAAGUCCUUCUUUCCACCGCCUUUUUGCCUUUCCAUAUCCCUAAUGUAGUUUGGUGGUGCUCAAGGCGACUCCCUAUUGACAAGGCCAGUGUUUUGUAGUUUCGUCUACAAGAGGAGAAGAUCGGUGAUAAAAAGGUUCGCCUACAAGACGAGGGCGUUCUGGCGUGUAUGUCGCAGGGCCAGGAACGUGUUGCUUUUUAUGGCGCGGGGGUCGAGGGGGUACCGUCUUCACCACACACGUGCGAGGAAGAAUAGUCCAACAUAAGACGCACGAUAAAAUAUGCAGCCUCCGAUAUGUAUUCGGUAGCGAGUUGCAUUGCUCGAGAAAUACAAGCAAUGUGUUGUUUUAUGACGGCCCGUUGAUUGAGAAUUGCGAGAAUCAACACAGGUUGGUGGGACCGUAGUUACGCUCUUCGUCUGUGCUAUAUUUUUCAGGAUGUGCGCUUUGUUUGGUCAGAUUUGUUUUUGUUUCUUAAGGUGAAGAGGAAAGAUCCAGGGCUAUACGUGGCGACGCAGUCGUCCCCUGGGAUGGGAAUGGUAAGAAAUGCCCGCCGCAGGCGGAAACGUUUUUGGGCUUACCAUCAGCUUUGAUGGGAUGGGAUCUCAAUCUCUCGGAUGGGAAUGGGAUGGGAUGGCAGAGCUGAUGGGAUGGGAUGGUAUUGGCAAAUCCUCGUUGCUGGGGAUGGGAUGGGAACUGCUGGAUGUUGCGAUGGGAUGGGAUGGAUACGUGCACAAAGCGUUGAUGGGAU